GUGCAGAGAUGAGGAGUUCAGGUGUAGUGAUGGAAUGAAAUGUAUACCUAAGAUCUGGAGGUGUGACUACUCGCCAGACUGUCUCGAUGCAUCAGAUGAACCACCAAAUUGUCCCGAAGCUCCGUGUGGGACGUUCCGGUGUAAUGUAACGGGGAAGUGUCUGCCCCAGGGUUGGGUGUGCGACGGCGAGGCUGACUGUGGUGCUGGCGACACCUCCGAUGAAGACAACCCUGCAUGUAAAAAGGGCAACACGUGCCCAUUAAAUUAUUUUAGAUGUAAAAAUGAUAUCAACUGUAUACUCUUAAAGCACCUCUGUGAUGACUCCAAGGACUGUCCUGACUCUAGUGAUGAAGGGGAUUUUUGUUAUGAUACUAGCUCGUGCCAGGCAUUAGAUUGCAAGUAUGGUUGUAAGCCUACAGAAAAGGGACCACAGUGUUUCUGUUCUGAGGGCCAACAGCCUAAUGGCACUUCUUGUGUUGAUGAAACACUUUAUAUCCCAACAUAUAGAACAACACAGUCACCAUUGCAAGAUGCUAAUGAGUGUCAGGUGGAGGGGUCAUGUGACCAGCUCUGUACCAACUUGGAGAAUGGCUUUGAGUGUGGAUGUACGGAAGGCUAUAAGUUAGAAGGAAAAUCCAACUGUAAAGCUGUGAACAGUCCUCCAGACCAACCAGCAACUCUUCUAUAUGCAAGCAACUCAGGGCUGGCCCGACUGUACCUGAAUGGCUCUGUUGUACCAGGAAAUACUCAUCUCAGUUCACAGUAUGCUGUUACUGUUGACUUUGACCACCGCAAUAACUCUAUAUGUUGGGUAAGUUCCAACAAUCCAUGGUCAGUCUUCCAAUGUGCUUCAACGGACAAUUUUGAUGAUGUAUGGACCAUACCACCGCCUACUCAGAAUGGCCUCCUAUAUGUCCAUGAUAUUGCCCGAGAUUGGGUAACUGGGAACUGGUACAUACUUGAUAGAAGAGAAAUGAUAUUCAUGUGUAAUGCAACUAUGAAAGUGUGCAUCACCCUGAUGGAUGUAGUGCUCAAUGAACCAAGAGGUAUUGCUCUUGACCCCAGCACAGGAUACAUGUUCUUCUCUAACUGGGGUACAACAGAACCUAAAUUGGAACGAGCGCUGAUGGACGGAAACCAGAGACAAGCAAUUGUGAUAACCAAAAUUGUAUACCCCUUUGGUGUUACUCUUGAUUACCCCAAUAAACAUGUAUAUUGGGUUGAUGGCUACCUGAGUCACGUUGAAAGGGUUGAUUACAGUGGGGAGAACCGACGAAUCAUUAUCAAGUUGAAAACGGAUGAAAGACCAUAUGGGAUUUCACUGUUUGAGAAUUUUCUAUAUGUGACGAGUUGGAAAGAUAACAGCAUAAAGCAGAUCAACAGGUUCAGUCGCCACUACAUCUCAACGUUCCACACAAACUUGACAGAGCCAAUGCAUGUCCAUGUCUUCCAUCGGCAAAGACAACCUCAUGUUGACCAUCCGUGUGGUAUCCAUAAUGGAGGGUGUCAGCACAUCUGUAUUCCUCUAUGGAAGGAUGGCCAGCCAGUAACUGCCUGUCAUUGUCAACCUGGACACAUACUUGGCCCUGGUGGCUCCUGUGUAGCACAUGAGCACGAAGCCUUCUUAAUCUAUGCAAAAGGUCGCCCAGGAAUGAUCAAGGGUGUGGCAUUAGAUGAAGUUGGGACAUCAGAAGUCAUGGUGCCCAUCACAUCCCUCACUCGACCAACAACUCUUGACUAUGAUGUUCGUUCACAGUUUAUAUACUAUGCUGAUAUUCAGAGAUUCGUGAUUGAGCGACAGAGUAUAGAUGGGAUAAAGAGGGAGCCAGUUGUAACGUCUGCGGUGUUGAAUGUAGAGGGUCUGGCUGUUGACUGGAUGGGGCGUAACAUCUACUGGACUGAUGAGGGCGUGUCGUCUAUAUUUGUUUGUUCAAUGAAGAACCCAGAGAAGCGUAAGAUGCUCCUUCAUGGAAACCUGACCAAUGCGAGAGCAAUAGUCUUGAACCCUGGUGAAGGCUAUAUGUACUGGACAGUGUGGCAUUUCAUUAUGGGAAGUGGCAUAGGUGGCGGCUUUGGCUUGAUAGAGCGAGCAUGGAUGGAUGGAACACAUAGAGAACCAUUUGUAACACAAGAUCUUCAGUGGCCCAAUGGAUUAACAAUUGACUUUAAGAAGCGGCAUUUGUACUGGUGUGAUGGAUUUUAUAAUAAGAUUGAAAGAAUUGGUCUAGAUGGGAGAAUUCGUAAGGUGAUGCUGAGUGGAGAUGUUUUAAGUCAUCCAUACGGCUUAGCUUACUAUAAUGGCUACAUCUAUUGGUCGGAGUUCCAGAAUGGUACAAUAAAGCGUGUGAACCUUGAUAGCGAGGAAACCCCCAAGGAACUGCGCAUGGAAAAUCCUUACAUCUUUGAUUUGAAAGUUUUCUCUAACACUAGUCAAAGUGAUACUAAUGCGUGCACUACUGGAGCCCUUCAGUGUAUUGACCUCUGUCUUGCUACACCUAAUGGCCCCAUCUGUGCUUGUGCCACUGGAUAUGAGCCAGACAUUCAGCAGACAAACCUGUGCAACCCUAUUACUAAUUUUACCCAGCCGAGCUUGUGUAGUGACGGUCAGUUCCAGUGUAAGAAGAACUUAAGGUGCAUUGAUGAACGAUACCUAUGUGAUGGGGACAAUGACUGUCUGGACAACAGCGAUGAGGACACAUUACCUGGAGGAAUUUGUGAGGCUGCUCAGUGUCAUAAAGACAUGUUUCAGUGUGGUAACAAUCAAUGCAUCGAUGCAUACUGGGUGUGUGACGGUGACCGUGACUGUGAAGAUGGAUCAGACGAGAGUCCUGACCAGUGCAAUCAUCCACUUUGUCCAUCUGAUAAGUUCCGGUGUCAGGAGUCUGGGCGGUGUAUUGCUCACUCUUGGGUGUGUGACAUUGACAAAGACUGUGGUCCUGGUGAUGAUUCAGAUGAACAUGCAGCAUGUGAAUAUCAAGAAUGUGAUAGAGAAGACUUUAAGUGUGGCAACAAGAGAUGUGUACCCACGUUCUAUGUAUGUGAUGGUGAUGAUGACUGCAGAGAUGGAACUGAUGAAAGGUCCUGUGACUUAUUUUGUGCUAAUGCCACUGCUACUGGCCUUCCAACCUCUCCACUCUGCAAUAAUAACUGUCUUAACAUUACACAGCAGGAAACCUGUCAAGAAACACAAGGAUGUACGCACUGUGGCACAAACAACACCUGUAUAGCAGUGUAUCAGCUGUGUGAUGGGGUAGAGGACUGUCCAGAUGGAAGUGAUGAAACUAGAUGUGAAGACAAGAUCUUGCAAGGGUGUAGCUCUGAUGAGUUCAUGUGUGUGAGGACAAGAGAGUGCAUUCCUCAAAGUUUGAAGUGUGAUGGAAGUGCUGAUUGCCUCGAUCAGUCAGAUGAACUGGAUUGUGAAUCGAUCAACUGUUCACACAGUGAAUGGAAAUGUGCUACUUUAAAGCAGUGCAUCCCAGACGUGUGGAGGUGUGAUGGGGAGGAGGACUGUAAUGAUGGAUCUGAUGAAAAGAUGUGUCCCAGCACCCCUAUAAAGUGUCCUGCUCCUGGUCAUAUAUGUGAUAAUAACACACUUUGCAUCCAGCCAGAAAAUCUUUGUGAUGAUCAGAAGCACUGCAAGGAUGGAUCAGAUGAGGGUGGUCGUUGUAAAUAUUUCGAGUGUGAACUGAUGGACUGUCAAAAGAAUUGCACCCAGGGUCCUGGUGGACCAGUGUGUACCUGUCCAAAAGGCCAGACUCUUUUACCAGAUGGCCGAUUGUGUUCCAGUCUCCAUCCCUGUGAACAGUGGGGAACAUGUUCUCAAGAAUGUGUCCCUACAAAGCAUUCACACAAAUGUGUCUGCAUCAAAGGCUACCAAAUAGAACAAGAUCACUUUACAUGUAAAAGCACUGAUUCAGCCAUACCAUACCUCAUAUUCAGCAACCGCCACGAGCUACGCAGCAUCAUGCUCAAGGAUGGCCUGGGAGUCAAAGCUCUCAUAUCUGCACUAAAGAAUACCAUUGCCCUUGACUUCUACCAUUCAGAUGAUGGUGAUGUAAUAUUCUGGACAGAUGUGGUGGAUGACAAAAUAUAUCGGGGCACCCUGUUGGCGGGAGCCUUGUCAAACAUUGAAGUGGUGGUACAGACUGGUCUUGCCACAGCAGAAGGAUUAGCUGUUGAUUGGUUAGCAGAAAAUCUGUACUGGGUGGAGAGCAACUUAGACCAGAUAGAAGUGGCUAAGCUGAACGGAUCUUACCGACGCACACUUGUUGCUGCUCAGAUGGAAAGUCCACGAGCCAUUUCACUCGACCCAAGGGUUGGGAUGAUGUUCUGGACUGACUGGGAGGAAGGAAAGUCUCGGAUAGAGUCAUGUAGUAUGUCUGGGGAAGGCAGGCGUAUAGUGAUCAUGGUGAGUGAGAUCAAUGGUGGUGGUGGCUGGCCUAAUGGACUAACCCUCGACUAUGCAUUACGUCGAAUCUACUGGAUUGAUGCCAAGUCUGACUCCAUCCACACUUCUUUCUAUGAUGGCUCAGACCAUAGGGAGAUUCUCCGAGAGCAUCACCUGUUGUCUCAUCCCUUUUCCAUCUCCUUGUUUGGAAACUAUGUUUACUGGACUGACUGGCGGACCAACUCUGUCAUUAGAGCCAACAAAUUCAAUGGGUCAGAUGUUCGUGACAUACAUCGCACAAUUACCCAACCAUUUGACAUCCAGGUUUUGCACCCAAGCCGUCAACCAAGAGAUGUUCCAAAUCCUUGUAAAGAAGACAACGGAGGUUGUUCUCACUUGUGUCUGCUGAGUUUCAAUGGCACUCAUCAGUGCAACUGUCCUCACAUUAUGAGUCUUGGUUCAGACAACAAGACUUGUAUCCGUAAUGCAAAGGUUUUGUUGUUUUCCCGUCCUAAUGAGAUUCGGGGUGUUGAUCUCAACAAACCAAGUCAUGACAUCAUUCCUCGUAUAUCACUCCCAAAAGUCCAACAUGCUUCACAAUUAGACUUUGAGGCAAAAAGUAAAAAGAUCUACUGGGCUGACUUAAAUUUGAAUGAGGUGAAGAGAGCAAGUCUAACUGGGGCUCCCAUAGAAACUGUUAUGGAUACUGCUCUUCAGGCUCCAAGAGGCUUUGCAAUUGACUGGCUCUCAAAAAACCUCUUUGUUACAUCAAAUGCGGAUAAGAGUAAGCAGAUUAAUGUGGCAACAAUAAAUGGAGAGUUCAUGAUACCAAUCAUUACUGAAAACAUAUUAGACCCCUUAUCUCUAGCAGUAGAUCCUUAUGGAGGAAGAAUAUUCUGGUCAGAUAUAGGUGGUAAAUACCAUACUGUACAUAUGGCUUCAAUGACUGGCAGCAAUGUGACUUUAUUGUCUUCUCAGGAGCACAAUGUGUAUCUACACCAUCCUCGGAGCCUUGCAUUUGAUGCUUCUAGUCAGCGUCUCUACUGGGUCAACCUUGGCUCUGAUUCUAUACAAUAUUAUGAUAUGCUAAAUGAUAAUUCACUUCACCUACUAGAAACAGGAAACUCUACCAAGCCUGAGGCACUGACAGUAUAUAUGAAUGAUGUGUAUUAUACUGAUGCUUCUGACAGUAGUAUUUAUAAGGUGGAUAAGAAUACUGGAAGUAAUCGGGAGUUAGUCCGCUCUGGUCUUCAAAAUUUUUUGUCCUUGAAAAUUUAUGAUGAAGCUAUUCAAGAUGGAAGCAAUGCCUGUUCUCAAGACAGUCCUCCUUGUGCACAUUUGUGCUUGCCUAAGAACAGGGUAGAGAGAGAGUGCCGCUGUGCUGUCGGUUAUAAAGUAGAUGAAGGGGAUCCUACAACAUGUGUUGGAGUUGAUGGUGUUCUUAUAUUUUCCAACAAUGUAGGUCUUAGUGGCAUUGAUGUCAAUACACCAUUCACUGAAAGUGGAGAAUAUUUAGAAUUAUUAACACCAAUAUCAGAAAUUGGGACGGCUACACGGUUAGAUUUCCACGCCAGCCAAGACCUGCUGGUGUGGGCAGACGGAGACCGAGGAACCAUCACCAGUAUUCAAAGAGACGGCACAAAUCGACGUGUAAUAGUUGAAGGGGCCAAUACCAUCCAGGGCAUUGCUGUGGACUGGGUUGCAAAUAACCUGUACUGGACUAAUCCACAAGCAGAUGUGAUCGAGAUGUGUCGCCUGAAUGGUUCAGACCACUUUGUUAUUAUAGCAAGUGAUUUGGAGAAACCAGGAGCUAUUACAUUAUAUCCAGGUGGUGGUUACAUGUUCUGGGCAGACACCGGUAAUAAUGUCAGAAUUGAGAGAGCCACUCUAGAUGGAGCAAAUAGGACAGUGCUAGUGAACACAUCUCUUCAGUUUCCAUCAGAUUUAGUGGUUGACUUUGAAGAAGGUUACUUGUACUGGGUUGAUCAAAGAGCCAAAACUUUGGAAAGAGUAUACCUGGAUGGAUCUGAGAGAGAAAUGCUUUUGGACAGCAGCUCACUACAGUUACCUGUUGCUACUUUUGUCUUCAAUAACAACAUCUACUGGGCAGAUAUGGUAUCUGGUGGAGGCUCUGUGAGAAGUACCUCUAAAACGGAUUUAAGCAGAAUAUCAACCCUGAGAUCUGGUAUUGGAGACACUGUUAAAGAUAUUAUAAUAAUGAGUAAUGAUGUGCAGAUAGGCAUCAAUCCCUGUGCCAACAAUAAUGGAGGCUGUGCUGAAAUUUGUCUUUACAAUGGCAUACGUGCUCGUUGUCAGUGUUACCAUGCACGCGUCGCUAAAGAUGGCAAGGCUUGUGAAGAUUAUGAUGCAUUCCUAAUGUUCUCGAGCAUCACCGGCAUAGACAGCAUCCACAUGUUUGAUGAAAAUAACCCAAACACUCCUCUCAAGAAGAUAACUUCCGACUUCAUGAAAAAUGCCAUCAGCCUGACAUUUGAUUUUGUCAAUAAACGCCUCUACUACUCAGACAUCCAAAGGGGAAGCAUAAACACUGUUCAUUUCAAUGGAUCCAACCACGCCAUCCUAGUUGAAAGACAAGGAUCAGUAGAAGGUUUAGCAUUUGAGGAGAAGGAACGAGACCUGUACUGGACUUGUCAGAGUGAUGCGACCAUUAAUCGUAUGAGCGUUGACAUGACUCGAACACAAAGGGUAGAAAAGAUUGUCCACCUGGAUCCUUCUGAUAAACCCCGUGGCAUUGUUGUGGACAGCUGUGACCUCCAGAUAUAUUGGACUAACUGGAACUCCGAGGCUCCAUCCAUCCAGCGGUCUCUGGUGAGUGGCAUCCGAGUGGAAUCUAUCAUAACCACCCAGAUCAAGAUGCCUAAUGGUUUAGCCAUCGAUCAUAAGGCUCAGAAGUUGUACUGGGGGGAUGCCAGGCUAGACAAGAUUGAGAGGUGCAACCUGGAUGGGUCAGAGCGAUUGGUACUGCUAAAAAAUGUUCCAAGUCAUCCAUUUGAUUUGGCCAUUUAUGGGGACUACCUCUUCUGGACUGAUUGGGUGCUACAUGCAGUGGUGCGAGCUAACAAGCAUACCGCAGAGGACAUUGUUAAGUUACGCACCGGUGUCACACGCCUCAUGGGCAUCGUUGCUGUGGCUAAUGACACCAAUGCUUGUGAUGCAAGCCCAUGUCGGGUUCUGAAUGGAGGCUGUGAAGAUAUUUGCACCCUGGAUGAGUGGGCUCAGGUUAUUUGUCGCUGCUCUCCGGGCCGUAUGCUUCUGGGAGAUGGACGCCGUUGUGCUGUGCGUGUAGCCAACUGUACAUCAGAUCAGUUUGAAUGUAGCAGUGGCUUUUGUAUCCCCUAUAUUUAUUCUUGUGAUGGAGUACCUGAGUGUCCUGAUGGCUCUGAUGAGGAUGAAAAAUAUUGUGUAAGCCGCACCUGUCGAGAGGGCUACUUCACAUGUGGUAAUGGUCCCUGCGUACCUCAGGAAACUGUUUGUGACAGGAAUGCUAACUGCCCCAACUUCAAAGAUGAGAAUGACUGUGAAUGUAGGGAUGAUGAAAUCAGGUGUGAGACUUCUGGUCUCUGUAUUGCAUCUUAUCUCAAGUGUGACAAUGAUCCAGAUUGUCCUGAUGCAAGUGAUGAAAUGGGGUGUGAGAAGCCUGAUUGUACAGCUGUGGUAUGGGAUGGUUUCAACAGCUCAGAGCUGAUCAACUGUGUCAAUACUACCAACUGCAUUCAUCCAAAGUGGAUUUGUGAUGGUGCUAAUGAUUGUUGGGACAACUCAGAUGAGCAGAACUGCACCACAAUAACUGUACCAGUGGAAACCUCCUUGUGUCCAUCUGGCACUCACCAGUGUCGCAAUGGACGGUGCAUAGCCACUUCGUUCAUAUGUGACGGUGACAAUGACUGUAAAGAUGGCAACAUCACAACACCAUCAAGCGAUGAAGCUUCAUGCAACUACACCUGCCCUUCUGAUCAGUUUACAUGUGCUGAUGGAAACUGUAUUCCUAGCAUUUGGCUUUGUGAUGCCCACAAAGACUGUAUUGAUGGAUCAGAUGAACCAGACAACUGUGAAACCAAAAAAUGUGAAGAUGAUCAAUUUAAAUGCAAUACUACUGGACGUUGCAUCCCUCAGAAGUGGGUGUGUGAUGGUGACAAUGACUGUGGUGAGGGAGCAGCAGAUGAGAACCCCCCAGAUGGUUGCCCUCUGCCUGUUGGCAUAUCAUGUCCACCGGGACAGUUUAUAUGUCCAUUAUUUAACCAGUAUGAGCAUCGCUGCCUUCCUGCGGAGUACCAUUGUGAUGGGCAUGAAGACUGCUGGGAUGGUAGUGAUGAACCUGAAUCCUGUCCACCUCUUGUGUGUCUAGAUUCCCAGUUUAAAUGCAAUACUGGCCAGUGCAUUCCUUCUGUUUGGGUUUGCAAUGGAAGAAUUGACUGCAGUGACUCUUCAGAUGAAGCCAAUUGCACUGCUAAUGUAACGACGCUAGGAGAUGGAGGAUGUCCAGAAGGAAAAUUCAGUUGCAACAAUGGCCUGUGUGUGGACUUUAGCAGACUGUGCAACUUCCAGAAUGACUGUGGAGACUUCUCAGAUGAACACCUCUGUAACAUCAAUGAGUGUAAUCAGACUCGUGCAGUCUGUGCUCAUAAAUGUAUUGAUAAGAAAAUUGGUUAUGCUUGUGAAUGCAACGAAGGCUUUGCCAUUGAUCCAAAAGACUCCAAAUUGUGUGAGGAUAUUAAUGAGUGUGCAGACUUUCCGUGCCCACACAUCUGUCACAAUACUUUGGGCUCCUACAAGUGUAUCUGUGCCACUGGUUACAUAUCAGAGCAAGAUGGCCACAAGUGCAGAGCAAACUCCACGGUGAAACCCAAACUCAUAUUCACCAAUCGCUAUUACAUUCGUGAAAUAAAUAUUGAUGGAACAAACAGUAGACUGCUGGUUGCCAACUUGACCAAUGCUGUUGGCCUUGACUAUGAUUUUGUGGAGAACUGCAUCUAUUGGUCAGAUGUGACUCACCUCUCAUCAUCAGUGAAGAAGAUGUGUAACAACAGCCAACCCAUUGUACUACAUUCAGCUGCCCAGAGUCCUGAUGGAAUUGCUCUGGACUGGGUUGGACGUAACUUGUACUGGUGUGACAAGGGCAAAGACACCAUUGAGGUGUGCAAGUUAGAUGGCCAGUACAGGAAGGUUCUCAUUGAUAAAGGCCUGCAAGAUCCAAGAGCUAUUGUUCUUGACCCAUUCCAUGGUAAUAUGUUCUGGACAGAUUGGGGAAACCAACCCCAUAUUGGUAAGGCCGGAAUGGAUGGUUCACAUCAACGGAUCAUUGUUAAUUCUUCUCUGGGUUGGCCUAAUGCUCUCACCAUCUCGUAUGCAACCAAUGAACUUUUUUGGGCUGACGCUCACCAGGACUAUAUUGCCCAUUCAGAUCUUGAAGGGAAGAACAUCAGGAUCAUUAGUGAUAGAGACACAGCACCCAAACAUGUGCAGCACAUCUUCGCCAUCACUGUCUUUGAAGACUAUUUGUACUGGACCGACUGGGAGCUGAAGAGUGUCUUGCGAUCAAAAAAGUACUCUGGCAAGGACACCCAAAAUAUAUAUAAUGCUGUUCACAGUCCAAUGGACAUCCAUAUUUACCAUCCCUUCAGACAACAACCGUUGGCAAACAACCCUUGUGAAAACAAUGGAGGAUGUGACACCAUGUGUCUUCUGGCCCCUGAUGGUGGCAAGACUUGCACAUGCCCUGAGAACUUCCUCCUGAGUGAAGAUGGUGUGUCCUGUCAUAGUAACUGCCUCAACUCUAUGUUUGUUUGCGAAUCUACUUACAAGUGCAUUCCAUUUUGGUGGAAGUGUGACACCCAGGAUGACUGUGGUGACAAGUCUGAUGAACCGCCUGAUUGCCGAGAGUACACUUGCACACCCGGCCAGUUCCAGUGUAAUAAUACUAACUGCAUACAUCCCUCACUUAUCUGUGACAACCAAGAUCACUGCAAGGAUGGCUCUGAUGAACCAAAUUGUGAUGAGUACCACUGUGUGCUGUCACAGUUUAAGUGUCCAGCAUACAAUGGUUCACGUGCUUUUUGCAUCGCUGGCAGUCGCCAGUGUGACAGAACACCUGAUUGUCCUGGAGGAUUUGAUGAACAGGAUUGCCCACCACCAUCCUGCUCAGCUGAUUGGUUUUCAUGCAAUAACACAAAGUGUAUACCCAAGGUGUGGGUGUGUGAUGGUGAGCAGGACUGUCCUGAUAAUUCUGAUGAAAUGGCUGAGUGUAGCACCCGCCUGUGCCCUCAGGAAAACUUCAGGUGUAACAAUGGCCGGUGUAUCCCCCGCUCCUGGAAGUGUGAUGGGGAAUUUGAUUGUCCAGGAAGGGAGGACGAAGGGGAUGACUGCUACCAGACGCACUCUUGUGAUGUGUCACAGUUCAAGUGUGAUAAUAUGAAGUGUAUCCCUGUACGGUGGAAAUGUGACGGUGAAAAUGAUUGCUUGGAUGGAUCAGAUGAAGAAGGUUGUCCUGUAAGAAACUGCAGUGAAAGCGAGUUUCGUUGUGAUGAUGGCAGAUGCAUUGCCAAGAAGUAUCACUGUGAUGGCUCUCCUAACUGUGCAGAUAGCAGCGACGAGACCAAGUGUGAUGUGAACUGUGAGAAUAUGUUUAAGUGUGAAACACCCCCACACUGUAUAUUGAAAGACUGGGUGUGUGAUAAAGACCCAGACUGCAGUGAUGAAUCAGAUGAACGGAACUGCAGCUCAACGUGUGCCCCAGAAUCCACCCGAUGUAAUGACGGAGGAUGUGUGUACAACGCCUGGAUGUGCGACGGUGAAAAUGACUGCAAUGAUGGUAGUGAUGAGAGCAAGGAGUUUUGUGCCAAUCAUUCUUGUGCUGGAGGCAGAUUCAGGUGCAAAAAUGAUAAGUGUAUACUGGAUGGCUAUGUGUGUGAUGGUGAGGACCAGUGUGGAGAUGGCUCAGAUGAAUCCCCUGAACUGUGUCAGAUGAAAAAAGUGUGUAAGCAAGAUUUGUUUCAAUGCAAGAAUGGACGCUGCAUUGACAAGGUUAAUGUAUGUGACAGCUUCGAUGAUUGUAUAGACAACAGUGACGAACAGAAUUGUCCUAUGGGUUGCAGAUUUGGAGAAUGUUCACAAAUAUGUAAUGUAAAAAAAGAUGGGAACCACACCUGUUCCUGUUCUCCAGGAUACUCCCUUCAGAGUUACUCACAGAAGAAUCAGAAGUCAUGUUUUGCUGAUGGUAACUUGGCAUACAUGGUGCUGGCCAAUUACAACCACUUAAGGAAACUUUCUCCUUAUAAACAUGGAAACUCUGCUAGUAUUCUCACCUUAACUGAGGAAGAUUCUAAAACAAUGAGGAUCAACAGUGUGGAUGUGUUGUAUGGUAAAAACCCCAGGGCCUUCUGGACAAACUUACAUGACAAUACCUUAGUUUCUAUGCCAGUGCCAACCACACACGAGCAGGAUAGUUCCCGUGUCCGCAGGGAGGCAGUACCUGUGACCAUUGUUCUCAAGGAUUUAAAGAAGCCACGAGGGGUGGCUGUUGACUGGGUGACAGAACUGGUGUAUGUUAUAAAUGGAGGAGAAAGGACCAUCAUGGCAGUGUCUGUGGAUGGAUCAAAGAAAGUUACCCUCAUAUCUACAGACAUAGACCAAAUUCAGGAUAUUGUGGUUGACCCAAAGUCUGGUCAGAUGUUUUGGAGUGAGUGGGGAUUCACUCCAGCCAUUAAUGUUGCUGCCAUGGAUGGGCACGACAGAAAGCGUUUGUUGGAUCGCAACAUACUAGAACCAUUGGGGCUGGCCAUUGACUACACAACAAGAAGACUGUACUGGGCAGAUGUCAAGACCCAUACAAUUGAAACUGUUAAGCUAGAUGGAUCAGACAGGCAACCUGUGAAGCACUUUGAAACUGGUGAAGGUACACCCAGCAGCUUGGACGUUUUUGAGGACAUGGUAUAUUUCAUCACUCAUGAUACGAGAUCAGUUUAUCGCAUGAACAAGUUUGGCUUUCGUAAUCAUGAGAUUUCUCGCAUUUCUCAACACCCAAUGAAGAUAUCAGAUGUUCUCAUAAUUCAGGAGCAGAAACAAGACAGGACAUUAUACAACCCAUGUGCCAGCAGCCCCUGUGAUCCAGAUGCGAUGUGCCUUAUUUCUGGACCUAAGAACUACUCUUGCAUUUGUCCUGAUGGAAUGACAGAAGAUAGUUUGGGAGGUGUGAAGAAAUGUCAUAUUCAGCCAGCAAAGACAAGCCAGUGCCCCUUGUUUUGCAAUAAGGGAGUCUGUGAACAAACACGUAAAGGUCCUCGCUGCAAGUGUGAUCCUUUAUACCAGGGCCUGCAUUGUGAAAAAUAUAGAUGUUCUGGCUAUUGCAAAAACGAUGGUUAUUGUAGUCCAGUUAAUGAAAAUGGGCAGGAAUUGCCCCAACUGCGAUGCUAUUGUACACAUGAAUGGACGGGAGAGCGUUGUGAAUCUCCUGUAAAGACGUGUCAAAACUUCUGCCAGAAUGGUGGUGAGUGCCAUCUAACCCCUGAGAGCAUCCCCUACUGCACUUGUAAUAACAAGUUCACUGGUGAGCGUUGUGAGCAGUGUAAAGAAUUGCACUGUGAAAAUGGUGGAACUUGUCGCUCGGGAGUACACAAUGGCAACUCAUAUCUUUCUUGUUCCUGCGCUGGAGGUUUUCAUGGUUCAACCUGUAGCUACUCUGUGUGUACUAGUUACUGCAAGCAUGGAACAUGCAGCAUACUACAAGACAGACCUCAUUGUACAUGCAAUAUUGGUUGGUCUGGGAAAAUGUGUGAUAAUUGUACUGACAGGGCAGUGUGUGAAGAUCUGUGUGGAAAUUUUGAGUGUGAGAAUGAGGGGAAAUGCACCAUCUUUCCUGGACCUCCUCGACAGGCCCGCUGUUCCUGUGCUCCGGGGUACCAUGGUACACACUGUGAGAUGUCCGUUUGUCAGGACUACUGCCACCAUGGUUAUUGUGAGAUACGGAUGGGAGUCCCAAUUUGUGAGUGUGAUAGAGGAUGGACCUCAAGCCGGUGUGAUAUUCCCAGCUGCCAGAAAGGAGAUCCAAAUUGUGGCUGUCCUAAGGGUUAUCAUGGGCAUAACUGUGAGCACAGGGUGUGUGACAACUACUGCGUAAAAGGAAGUUGUCAUUUGGACGGAGAAGCUCCUAUCUGCAAGUGUCCUCCAGGCUACACUGGUGAGAGAUGCGAUCACUAUAAAUGUGACCACUAUUGUCAUCGCGGAUCUUGUCGUAUUACUGCUGAUGAAGCUGUAUGUGACUGUGAGGAUGGCUACACUGGUCCACACUGUACUGUACCCAUCUCUACUUCUGGAGUGUGUUCUCCUAAUUAUUGUGAAAAUGGUGGAUCAUGUGUCAUGUUAAAUGGCAGGGAACGGUGCAAAUGUUCUUUGGAGUACACAGGUGACAGAUGUCAGACGCAUUCCAGGGCUGAUGAUAACCUGUGUGCUAACAUAAACUGCCUGCACGAUGGAAUCUGUCAGAUGAGCUUUGGUAGAGCAACUUGUCUCUGUAGUCAAGAGUGGACGGGAGAGAAUUGUGGACUACGGGUCGGCUGCGAUGAGGAGUGGUGCUUAAAUGGUGGUAUUUGCAGUAUUGAUCCUGACCACAAUGUACAACCUAUUUGCAAAUGCCGUGAAGGAUACAGUGGCCCACGUUGUGAGUCACCAGAGACACUCAUGGCAGAUAAAGUGGAAAAUUCGUCACCAAACGCUGCCACUGUCAUCAUAGGUGUCUUUGUUGCUAUUGUAGUGUUGGUUGUAGCAGUCGUCGUAGCCUGGGUGUGGCAGCGUCAACGAGGGAAGGGCAUUAGCCAUGUACGUCUGGAGGAAAAUGGUGGAACGGUAGAGAUGACCAACCCCGUGUACAUGCAUGCCUCUGAUGACCAGGAGGAUGACCCUAACCCUGUCUUCACCCUUCAUGACUCGCCAAACACCUUCAAAAACCCAGUAUACGACAGCCUUUACAGCGAAGAAGCUGCAGCGUCCACCUUACAGGAGGAGAAGACUGGUUUGCUACUAUCGGACCCUCUGGGCGCCCUAGACACAAACCUGCCCACUGGGUCCAAGUCUUAACGCCGGCUCUUCCACCCAACCUUCAUCUUCCACAAAAUCAUAAUACAGCAACUUACAUGGAUAUUUAAAUAAUGAAAAGACUUUAUUGUUGAUGCAAAUUGUCAUUUAUUGAAAUGAAAAUGAACAAUUAAGACACUAUGAUGCCUGAAAAUGGUGAUUUAUAGUUCUAGCUACCUGUCUUAAGUAAAAAAAAAAAUCUUCCUAUAUGUCUGUCUCACUUCAUGCCCUCAGGUAACUCCCCUUAAAGGAGUGGCCACAGUGACAAUCCUCCCCCAACAUAUCAGCCACUGACUGUUACCCUCUCUUCCAAGUGUUCAAGAUUAUAGCAAUGUAUAGAUAAUAGUUAAAAUUUUUACAUGCUGGUCUUGCCAUCACCAAAAGCAACUGCCCUUCAUGUAAAUGGAAAACAGGAGCACUUGGAAAGGAUGAAGCUUAUUGUCAGCUUACAUUCAAAAUGAGAAGAUAUGAAAAGAAGAGAAGAUGGAAAGGUUCAGUUAUGGAAACUAUCGUUGUAAUAAUAGUGUUCAUAAAAAGGAAAAUUUGGAGUUCAAUAGUGUGGCUGAGUGAGUAUGACCGAAAAGAAAAUACAAGUAACAGUAAAGGCUUAUUGUGGACUCUAUCCAAGUCAGUCCUUUCAUGGGCAACCUGAGGCUAAUGAGUCCUUCACUUACUCUAGGACUAUUUUCAGAUACCUAUAAUCUCUUCACAGAUGUAUCAAGUACCAUCCAUAUAUAUUUGUGUGAUAGUGACUCCUGCCAGUGCAUCAGAUCUCUAUUUUUCUUCAUCUUCUUCUUUUCAUGUCUUUUGGCAAUUGAUCAUUUUUCUUGUCACCUUUAAUAAUACCUCCUGAAAUAUUUCAUUUUGAUUAGGUUUCAUGAUGACAAGGGACAAUAAGUCAAUUGCAUUAAGUCAAAUACAGCUCUUGUAUGAGGUGUGAGGGAGAUUUUUAAUUAAAGCAGUAAAUGUCUUGCAGUGAAAAGUAUUUGAAGUUAGUUUUAUGAUUGGUGGUGCAAACAUUAGUCAGAAUAUGUACAGGAAAAUAUUUGCGACAAGGUAGUUGAUUACUGCUUUUUCUUUAAUUUAUUUAAUUUUAAUAGAUUGUAAAAAUAUUUUCAAAUGCACAAAGUUUUAUUAAGAACUGUAUGAUACAGUACAUGUUAGAGACUUACAUCUUGAUUUGUCGAGGUGUAGUAAACUAUUAUGUCUCAUACCCAGACGACUGUGACCAGUAACUUGUAUGUGUGGUACAUUUUUGGUCAGGAAGAAGGUGAGGACACUUGUAUACUCCACUUAUUUUUCAUAAGAAGAGUAGCAAUAUUCCUUCUUGUCUAUAAAUACAGUUUGUAUAAAGUUAUUCUUUGUUUAAGAUAAUUUUUCAUCUUUUGGAUUUCAUAAUUUUGAUAGUUUGCAUCACAUAUAAGUGAAGCAUUGUAGACAUUUGAUUAAGGACCUUCUUCAAAGUUAUGGAGUUAUUAGUGCCCCUCAGUUCAUGACCAUUGAGGUGCAGGGAAAGUAAGUGUGACAAUAACUGGCCAUUUGAUACGUCAGGGCAGGUCUGGCUAUGCAUAACGGGCAAAAAGGUUUCUCAGUGUAUCAAUCAUUCAGAAUUGGUAUUCAUGGAGCUGGCUGAUGUAGCUGGCAAUAUUAAUAGUUGUCCUGAUAUAGUCAUACAAGACCUUUUUUUAUUGAUGACACAAAUUCCCAGAAUUUAUAAAAUAUUAAUUUUGUUGCAGAAGGAUGACCAUGUACGGUGUAUUGGUACUCAACAUAUGCAAUUAUGCAUACCUGGUAACUUCAGUAUUUUUUAAAUGUUCAGAAGUUUGUAGUUCAGCAAGAGAAUUACCAUUGGUGAUGAUACUCUGUUAUUACCAAUUCAGUUAAAAGUUUGAUAACAUCGUGUGAAUAUUGUAGUCAAUUUAUUGAUGAUGAUAUAAUUAAUAACUUGUUCAUUAUGUCAAGUCAGGCAUUUUUAGUAAAGAUUGUUAUUUUCCAAAGACCACUUCAGUAACUUUGUUUUUCUCAACUAGAGUUCCUGUUACAAUUAACAGAAAAGUACAUUUUCUGCUCCAGAGCAUGUUAUUGGGUUUGUCUCUCUAUUGCUCAUGUUGUUAGUAUCACUUUUGUAUGGGGUGGACCAUGGGGUACAGGAACUCAAAGUAAGGAGAUAAAUGUUGUGUGAGAGUUAUGUAAGACAAGUAUAGAGGGGUAGAAAAGGUCUAAGGCAACAA
This is a messenger RNA of Homarus americanus (American lobster), 16704 nucleotides long. It is a transcript of the gene LRP1, whose product is annotated as low-density lipoprotein receptor-related protein 1-like. The transcript is spliced from 79 exons. NCBI's taxonomy places the organism in Eukaryota, Metazoa, Arthropoda, Malacostraca, Decapoda, Nephropidae. Gene Ontology annotation, molecular function: calcium ion binding; protein binding. Bases 35 to 14476 code for a protein of 4813 amino acids. The record is from RefSeq and is a predicted model, not a curated record.